AGACGAUAUAUCUGUGACACGGUAUGAGUGAGUGGCUUGCUUGUGUAUGAAUGAAGUGAUGAGCGGCGUCGUGCUGGAAAGAUGGAAAGCAGGAGGCAGACUAACAGCGGCUUUCGGCAGUUUCUUUGCUCGCUUAAGCUCCAACACCUGUUUGUGUUCACUUUGGCUGCUGUCCUGCUUGUUGCGCUCGUCAUGCACUGGGCACUCAACACGGUUGGACUUGGGCUGAAUAUUGUCGAGGGUGAUGGCGGUGAAGACGAGGUUAGGGCAAGACACUUCGACCUGCUUGCGGUUAAGCUUGAGGACCCCGACUACCUUGUGGCGACAGAUCUACGCACUCGGCUCCUCGACAUGCUGUCAAUACGAAGCUCCGUGAAAAACGAACUGAACGAUUUGGAAGCACGUCGAACGAGUUUGAGGAAGCAGAUUGCCGACAACCAAGAAGAUUUGGACAGACUCAAGGCCUCCGUUUCCCGGAUCCGUGCCGAACUGGCCCGGCUGCAGCUGUCCACGCAACAGGCUGAGAGCAGAUACCGGGAAACAGUGGAGAAGAGAAUGAUACCAAAGUUGUCGCUCCCUGCGAAGCUUUCAAUGUCCACGGAUCCUCUUCGUUUGCCCGAGUUUAGGGACAAACAAAACUCCCCGUGUACUGUGGACACCUGCUUUGACUUUUCCCGUUGCUCUAUUGCAUCACCUCAUCUAACCCUUGACCUAUCAGUAUUGACGGCUGUUGGUGAUACCAAGCAAUCGCGAAGAGCAUGGCUGAAACGUCUCAUAAAUGAUCCUACGUCUGUGUUACCUGGGUUGGCGAUUCGCAGGAGCAGUGGCAGCGAGAGCCAACACGAGCCACCGUGUCUCAGACUAGUUGUUGCUGAUAAUGCAACGCAAAGUGGAGCGUGUCGUGGCCCAGAUGGCGUCAAUUGCUUGCUGCUGCUAUUGGACAACGGUUCGUGGCGACCUGACGAGUCGAUGAUGAUCGUGUCAUCUGGGUUCCCGAGGGGCACAUUCAGGCCAGGCUUCGAUAUUGCUAUUCCCCAUCUGGAUCAUGCAGAAUCCCGUGCUGUUGUAACGAAUGACGACGAAGAAUGGGAAGAGUUGCCGCCGGCAUUCUCUCCGGCGAGGAGGAAAUACUUGGCGUCAUUCCAGGGCGAAUGGAGCAAGAAGACGCAUGGGGUUGCUGAUGAUGAUGCAAUGGCUACGUUUCUUAGGCAGCAGUUGGACGCCAUGGCGGCUGACUCGGUGGAAACUGACAAGUUUUUCCUCCAAUGGGAAUGCGGAGAGCGGCUUUUGACGACCGGUGCGUCAUUUCUUCCUCCGUCCUGGAACGACAGUAUCGGGGCUUGGCAAGUGUGUUCGGGGGAUCAAGCCCGACGUCGCAUCUUGGAAGAGUCGACAUUCUGUUUCGUUUUGCCGUCGCAACAAGCACAAGUGCACGUGCGCUUAGUCGAGUGUUUGCGGGCAGGUGCUGUGCCUGUAUUGCUGUGGUCGCGGGAUAUUGACGAGGGUUGGUUGCCGCUGGAUGAGGUGAUUGACUGGCGGCGGUGUGUGGUUCGAGUGGCGCCGGCGCGUCUGCCGGAGCUGCAUUUUGUGCUUCGCAGUUUGGGUGACGCGGACGUGCUGGCUAUGCGACGGCAGGGCUGGCACGUGUGGCGAAAUUAUUUUAGUAGUCCGGCUCGGGUGCUGAGGGCCGUGGUGGGGCUCAUGCGGCAUCGGCUGUUGUUGCCGCCGCCACCGGCGCCAGAUGUUGCUUAUACCCCGAUGCAUGAUCCUGUUAAAAAUCCAAUGCUGACUUUCGAGCCACCGCGUGGAGAAACCGAAGAGGAGCAAGAGAUGUUGGGCCCGGCCCACGAACCGCCCACUCCGUCCGUCACAUUCACACGCAACGUGAGCCAGUUGCUGUUGGACUCUUCUGCCAUUUGGAACGACUGGUUCCAGCCUCAUUGGACAUUCUCAGCAAGACCUAGUGAUCCUUGGCUGUUGUCGGAAGCGCUAUUUAGAGGUUCCGGGGCUGGAUUUAGGCCAUUGGGCGGUGGCCAAGGCGGCGCGGGGAAAGAGAUGAGUGAGGCGCUGGGUGGAAACCUGCCGCACGAGCAAUUCACCAUACUUAUUCUCACUUAUCAGCGGGAGCAGGUGUUGUUGAGUGCUCUCUCACGAUUCGUGGGUCUACCGUAUCUCAACAAGGUUAUUGGCGUCAGCAAAACUUGCAGCGGCAGCUCUGGUGGAGCCAGGGGAGGCUAUGAUCCCAGCUCUUAG
Notodromas monacha is the source of this 2253-nucleotide messenger RNA. Lineage: Eukaryota; Metazoa; Arthropoda; Ostracoda; Podocopida; Cyprididae. The record is from the annotation of a GenBank genome assembly.